AUGAUUGUCUUCUCCGAUUAUCUUCUCCGCAGUCGCCGAAAGUUGUUCCGAGCUUGCGUUGGAUUGAGCUCUUACGAUGAAAUGUCCUCCGAAACCCUCCCGAUAACCCCGGUUGCCUUCGCCGAAGCCAUCAAAGAGCUAAGCCUCCCCGUCCUCUACGCCAAAGUUGCCGAACUGAGAAACUCCAUCGCACAUCUCCAACGCUCAAACCAAGAACUCCGCCUCUUCAUUAGGGAGUCGUGCGAGGGCGAUUCUGACAAACAAGAGUUGGAUGGAUAUAUCGCGGAGAACGAAGUGGUGAAGGAGUCCAUGAAUGAGCGGAUUCGGUUGUGCAAGGUGGAAGUUGAGGGAAGGGGCAACGCUUGGAUCGAGCUAGACCCCGAAGCGAAUGAGGCUACAACUACAGGGGCAUCGAGGGGAGAAGAAAACCAGGAGCGGGAACAAGAGCGACCUGCUGCCCCGGGAUCUACAGCCAGUGCUGCUGUGAAUGGUGCAAGUUCGACGACAGAUGCGCCAACGGAGGAAUCAAGAGGCCGAGAUGGUGAUGGAGAUGAUGGGGUAUAUCUUUGA
Molecule: messenger RNA, 570 nt
Organism: Aspergillus puulaauensis
Lineage: Eukaryota; Fungi; Ascomycota; Eurotiomycetes; Eurotiales; Aspergillaceae
Exons: 2
Coding region: 1-570 (189 amino acids)
Biological process (GO): proteasome regulatory particle assembly
Molecular function (GO): protein-macromolecule adaptor activity
Source: RefSeq, a predicted model, not a curated record